Molecule: messenger RNA, 2786 nt
Organism: Oreochromis niloticus (Nile tilapia)
Lineage: Eukaryota; Metazoa; Chordata; Actinopteri; Cichliformes; Cichlidae
Product: zinc finger BED domain-containing protein 1
Exons: 2
Coding region: 103-1986 (627 amino acids)
Molecular function (GO): DNA binding; protein dimerization activity
Source: RefSeq, a predicted model, not a curated record
CUAGGGCUGGGACAACGCGUCGACGUAAUCGAUUACGUCGACGCGUAAAAUACGUCGACGUAAAAAAAUCUGCGUCGAUGCGUCGUCAUUUUCAAAACAGACAUGGCGGCAGCGAGUAGCGGCAACAUGAGUGAGGCAGUCGCGGUCGACUUAAACCACUCCACCCGAACACGCAGUUCUACAGUAUGGGGAUAUUUUAACCGAAAAGGAAGUGAUUCAGUCGUUUGCCGGCUUUGUAAGGUGGAAAUGGCCUAUCAUAAAAGCACGACGGCUAUGCACCAGCACCUCAAACGACGGCAUCCAGGAGCAGCUUCUGAAAAGGACAAACCACCGAACAAACAGAAAAGUGUGGAGGACUACUGUCAGAGAAGAAGUACACCAUGCACCCCCCAGGAGGUGGCUGUACUUACCGAGAGCGUCUUAUCUAUGAUUUUAAAAGACAUGAGACCACUUGCUGUGGUUGAGGGUGAGGGAUUCAAAGAAAUGCUGACCACUUUCCAACCAGGUUACACUCUGCCGUCUAGGCGUCAUUUUACAAGCAUGAUGGAGACAAAGUAUGAAACGUCAGUGGAGAAACUAAGGAAUGAACUAAAAAAGGCCACAUCCAAAAUCUCCCUUACCACUGAUGCUUGGACAAGUCUGGUCACAGAGUCCUACUUAGGGGUAACUUGUCAUUUCAUUAAUGACAAUUGGGAUCUUCUCUCCUUCAAUUUAGCAACACUGCCAGUUGAAGAGCGCCACACUGCAGAAAACCUUGCUGCCUGGGUGGAGAAGGUGGCAGAAAAAUUCCACAUUUCCUUGCAUAAUGUCCUUGCCAUUGUGCAUGAUAAUGCAAGUAACAUAGUCGCAGCUCUCCACAUCCUGAAGGAGAAGUUUGGAGUGGUGUCCUAUCGGUGUGCCGGGCAUACACUGCAACUGGUUGUAAACCAUGCACUGAAAGACCCCAAGAUUGAUAAGGCACUAUCGGCUGCACGGGGCCUUGUAAAGCACAUCAGGAAAAGUGAGCCAGCUAGCACCAAACUUAAGCAGAAGCAAAAACAGAUGGGUACAGCUGAGCAUAAACUAAUCCAGGAUGUCGCUGUCAGAUGGAACAGUUCAUACUACAUGAUUGAACGUCUGUUGGAACAGAGAUGGCCGGUGGUUGCGACACUUUCAGAUCCAGAAGUCACACAGCGUGGGAAACAGUACCUGGACCUGAAAAAUGAUCAGUGGAUUCUUCUGGAUGAAUUGAAGGAGGUGCUCAAGCCUUAUGAGCAAGCCACUAAUGUUCUCAGUGGACAGUCUUAUGUCACAGUCUCUGUUCUUCCCCCCCUGCUGAAAGGUCUCCUGAAAUCCACCCAAAACAAAUCAUUUGAUUCUGCUGCAGUGAACUCUUUCCAGAACUGUGCAGAAGAGGAAAUCUUGUCUAGGUGGCAGCCAGAAGUAUCUGCAUUUCAAGCAGAUGGGAAAAAUGUGUCACUCAUUGCUGCUGCCCUCGAUCCACGUUUUCGUAAACUGAAAUUCCUUUCUCCAGAAGAUGCUUUGAAACUGCAAGUAAGAGUACAGAGGGAGGCACUUGAUCUCAAAAGGGAGCAGAGAUCACAGCUACAGCAGCAACAUGUGGGACAGGAAGCCUCAGCAAGUCCCCCAACAAAGAAGAGGUCUGUGUUGGACACUUUGUUGGGUACAGAUUCUGAGGAGGAAGAUUGUAAUGAAAACACUGACCAGGGUGGGGAUGGAGAAAAUGAGGCGGUCAGGAAAGAAGUACUGUUGUAUUUUGGGGAAGCCCCUAUUCCAAGGGAUAAUGACCCCCUUACAUGGUGGAAGAAUAAUGCAACAAGAUUCCCCACACUGGCUAAUUUAGCCAAAUCAUAUCUGGCUGUACCUGCCACAUCAACACCAUCUGAAAGGCUUUUUUCAGUUGCUGGAAACAUUGUCACCAAAAAAAGGGCAAGCCUGACUGCUGAGCAUGUAGAAAUGCUAACAUUCCUCCACUCCAAUGCAUAACUACUUCAUGUGAUGAAGGUCAUUGAACACACACACACAGAAAUAGAAGAGAAGGCAGCAAAAUGGAUAUUUUGUUAAUGAAGAGCACUUUUUUUGCAGAGAGCAAAGAGAAUGUUAUGUUUUAUUUGUUCAAAGACGCCAUUGCUGCUGUUUAUAUUUUAUUAAUGUUUUGCAAUGAUUUCCUUUAUUCAUAUUUGUUUUGCACAACAUUUAAUUUUUUGUUAAAAACAGAACAGAAGAUUGUACUACAAUUUUAUUGUGGAUUUUGUUUUUAUUAAAUCUCCAAUCCAUAACUACUUCAUAUAAUUAACAUGAUUGAUGAUUGAACUCGCACACACAGAAAUGUGAGAAACAGGAACAAAAUGGAUUUUGUUUUGUGAAUGAAGAGCACUUUUUGCAGAAAGCAAAGUGAAUGUUACAUUUUGUUUGUUUAAGGACACAAUUGUUGCUAUUUAUUUUAAAUGUUUUGUUAACUUUUCCUUAAUUUUAUAUAUGUUUGCACAUUUCAUUUCUUGUUAAAUGCUAUCUCUAAUAUAAGAUGGUACGACUACGACGACUUUAUUUUGCAAUUUUGUUCAGUAAAAGGUCUUCAAAUUAAGAAAUUUGUGUUUUUCAUUGAUAUACAUAAAUUAGUAAAUGUGAAAUUGCUAUACAAGUCAAAUAAUGGGGAAAUAAUCGAUAAUCGAAUCAAAUCGAAAUCGAAUCGGAUUGAAAAAUUAAUCGUUAGAUUCAUCGAUGCAUCGAAAAAUUAAUCGCUAGAUUCAUCGAUUAGGAAAAUAAUCGUUUUGCCCAGCCCUAAU